Messenger RNA from Vicia faba (fava bean), 543 nucleotides. Lineage: Eukaryota; Viridiplantae; Streptophyta; Magnoliopsida; Fabales; Fabaceae. The record is from the annotation of a GenBank genome assembly.
AUGGGAAUUUUUAAGAUUUAUUUGAUUGUCCUCAUGGCCAUGUUACUCUUCUCUCUUGUUGUUAGCGAUCCUUAUAAAAAUUAUCAAAUUAAUAGUAACGUAUAUACUAGUCUGAAACGAGCUCAAUUGCUACACUCACCUCCUGCUUUGAAAAGGCCUUACACUCACAAUUUUGUUGGAGAAAUCAAAAGUAAGGUUCCUACAGCUCCAAAUCCAGUACAAUCGCCGGAAUCACCUCCCACCGUGAAAACGUCUAACAACUACAACUUUGUUCGAGAAAUAAAAAGAAAAGUUCCCACCGGUCCAAAUCCAGAACAAUCACCAGAGUCACCUCCUGCCAUGCAAAGGUCUUACGUUUACGACUUUAUUCACGAGAUAAAAAGAAAAGUUCCCUCUGGUCCAAAUCCAGAACAAUCACCAGAAUCACCUCCCGCCAUGAAAACUUCUUACAAGUACAACUUUAAUCCAAAAAUAAAAAGAAAUGUUCUCACAGAUCCAAAUUCAACUCAAUCACUUGAUUCGCCUCUUACCGUGAAGUCUUAG